AUAACAGACUAGAAUAUUUAGAUGUAGUGAGCGAUUUUCUGGUAGGUUCAGUCGGGAACUACUGAACCGAUUUUCAUCAUUAUUUUAUUAUAGAAAAUCCAUGUCCCAUGCAUGGGAACUUCAACUACUGCAUCUCGUAAGAAGGCCCUGGCUGUACGUACUACCUGUAAAAGUAAAUAUGUAUAGGCUACAUUUUCGAUCAGUAGUAAUUUACAAAUCAUCCAACAUAUCACAGUAUGUCGAACUAAAUCGUCCGUAGUGAGGUUUGCUAAAAGGUUUUUGAGUGAACAUGCGAAGUCACUUCUUUUAAAAAUGAGAUUGACCACUUAAGACUAUUACGCUAUUAUAGUGUCAGUCCCAGCUUGGUACGGGGUACGGGUAAACGAAAUUUUGCAACUUCAAUAAUAUUGAAUAGUACAGGAUACAUUACAAUUGAGGAGCUCCUGAAAACAAUUGAAACUCAACAAUAAACAAAUAAUGGUAAAGUUUAUUUUAUUUCUACAAUAACCCACGUAUAAAGAUAGUUUGUAUUUGCCGAGGGAAACUAGUAGCAACACAAUUUCACGGUUUGCUCUCACAGAAGGCUUUCUUUACACCUUUGUUUAAAGUAAAUAUUGAACGCAAAAUACACUUGAGGAAACCGUUUGUUCUUUGAAAGCAAGGAACCCUAUUCUGUUAUUGAUUGCUACACGAGUUAUUAAAUCAUUCUUGUUUUUCGCAGUUAAACGCUUUUCGCUUAAACAAAAAAUAAUGUAUCCCAUACAACUUUCAAGAGUUCUUAUGUAAAAUAUUUCGUUUGACGUUAAAGGACUGUGUAAUUACAUAAUUAGAGAAUAUCUUAGUAAACGGUUAGUAAGAAAUGAUCCUGAAGAUAUUUAAUAAUUAAAUGUAUUCGUUGCGAAAUGGGCAGGUAAAGCGUAAUGAUGAUCAACAAAAUUGAGCCCAGUCGACGCAUGUAUGGGACCGAUACAAUUGGAUACAAUACAAUACAGAGUAUGCUGAUUUUUUGCUUGCAUAAAGGAGCUCGCCGGAGUUCGGGAGAUCUCGACAUUUUUGAAUGUCGGAAUUAGGAAUAUUUUUUGCAUGUGAAUAUUUUUUGGCUAAGAGUUGUUUUAGAUACUCUAUAAACGACUCCCUUAUGUUCAAUAUUACUUAAAAUUAAAUUUGUUAUUUUGAACACAGGUACCCAUUAUGUUUUUAUAAUGUCAACAGAAAAACUUUUAUUUUAUUUAAUAACAACAAACACAGCUGAUCUUUAAAUUCCUGCUUUAUCAUUAAGCAACAUCUUACAUUGCGGCCGUUUCUUGUUAUCAAGACAACAGACAUUAGAUUUCUCGCUUGAACUUCAACUGCCCAUGCCUCAUGGCAUCUCAAACAAAUUUUAAAUCAUACAAUAUCUUGACAGGCACCUAAAGCCCCAUUACCCGUAACUUGUUUCAAAAGAGCUUUUGUUUUUUUAAGUCCCGAAGGAAGAAGUCGGCGCUCGCGCCGUGCACUGGCGCCUUUCUUAAGUGAGCGAGGCAGCUAUACUUUAAAUUAUUGUACGAUGGAGCGAGACAAAGCAAUAGCAUUCCGCGUCAUAGACAGCAGGCCAAAUGAAUCCAGUUUGCUUGUUGUACGCUGGUUGGCUGGGUGUGUGCCGGGUUUUGUGAUUAUCUGACAGUGAUGUAAACAAUUAAAUUUGAUUUUUUUUUAUGUGAAUCAAUACGCUCUAUAACUUGAGUAUAUAUUAGAACAUGUGUUGAAGCUAAUUAUACCCAAGUACCAGUGGAUUGUGGUGGGAUUAAUAUUUGAAAAGGUUGCCAACAUGGCGGCACCGUUGCAUAUACAGCUGUUUUUGACGCUCCUCGUGCCAGCGAUAGCCCAACUCGAAAUGAAAUUCACAAAGUUUCCGGAGUCAGUUAUUGCUCCUCUCGGGGAUCGGGUAACGUUUGAGUGCGAAGUCAAUGUGCCUGGGGAGAGAUUUGUUUGGCGAUCGAAGCCUGAGAAUGAUGAUGAUCAAUGGACCGAUGUGGAGGAGGGAGACGGCCGGAAGAUCAUCUCUGUACUGCCAGGGAGGAGCACGAAACUGGAAGUAGAGGUCGUGAUGAAUAUGGAAGUCACGUGGUUCCAGUGCGUGGUUUGGUAUGGCGCUGUGAGUCUGACUUCAGUCCCCGCUCGUUUAACAGUGGCGAGGCUGAUCAACUCUCCCAGUAAGAUAACUGCGGAAGAGAGGGUGAUCACCGCACCUAUAUAUAACACUGUAAUCUUACAUUGCAAGGAACCGAGUUCAGAACCACCUGCUGUACUUACUUGGUGGAAAGAAGGGUCUAAGGGAAAAAGGAAGCAACUGGAAACUCCUCACGGUGUGUUAGUGAUACGUAAUGCGACGUUUGAUGAUAGUGGUACGUACAGCUGCAGAGCCACCAACGAGCUCAGUGGCGAGGCCCUGGAGGUAGCUCAGAAGACGCACUUGAACAUCCAGCAAGAGGGAAGCACUGAAGUCAGAUUCUUAGAAACGGAGGACUACGUGGGCGAGAUAGAUGAGGAAGGUGUCCUGACGAUGCCGGUCAAGCCUAACGGGGUCCUGCGGCUGUGGUGCGGCGCGGUCAGCACGCCGCCGCCGAAGAUCUCCUGGAGUUUGGAAGGGGAAGGAGUCCUGAAAGCAUAUGAGAACGAACAUAUGCUCAUCGUGUCACCAUUCACACCAGCUCGAGAGGGAGUUUACUCAUGCUCGGCCAACGGUAUGCGUCGGUCGUGGAAGGUGAUAGCACUACAACCUCCGCGGUGGGACGGCAACGUGUCGGUGUCGACCCCUAAUGAGGGCGGGAGAGCGCACAUCACUUGCGGCAACUCUUACGGACAACCGACGCCGAGGAUCUACUGGGUACUUAAUGCUGAAGUCCUGAAGAAUGAGAAAGGAAUCAAAGCUAAUAAUACGGAUCUUUACAUCGAGCACGUAGAGAAGCGUCACGCGGGCAUCGUGCAGUGCUUCGCGUGCAACUCGCUCGCCUGCGCGUACGGCGCCGGCAUGCUGACUGUCGUGCCCCUGCAGAUACCAGACCAGGAUUAUCCCGUUGAAGUUCCGAAAACCCGUUACUCCGUCCAAGCCCCUAAAAGGCACAAUAGAAAGAAUCCUAGAAAACAUAAAGCGGUAAUGAUACCGCCAUCUCGACCGAACGUCACUCGGCUGAAUGACGAGAGCGUGAUGGUCUCUUGGUCUCAUGACAACCAAGGACUACCAAUAAGGUUCUAUAAGGUACAAUUCAGAGAAGUGAGCAACUCGAGCAACGUGCAGUGGAACACCGCAAACCAGGACAUACCGGCGUACAUACAUUCCUACCAGAUCGACGGGCUUACUCCGGGGAAAUAUUACAAGUUCCGCAUAGCAGCAGUAUACUCUAACCAGGACAACAAGUUGGGCAAGAGUAGCGCUCGCUUCCACCUUCAGCGCGGCGGGUUCAAAGCUCCGCGCGCGCCCGUACUCUCCCGCGCCGUACCAACCACACCUACUACCAUACAACUGGACUGGGUUUGGUCCAGCGGCGGUGAGGUAGAAGCUGAAGGUUUCUAUGUGUACUACCGCGCGGUAUCAUCUGCCGGCGUGUACGAGAAAGUGACGACAUCUGGUGACACUCGGGAACUGCUAUUGACACAUCUCUCGCCUGACACCAGCUAUGAUAUCAAGCUUCAGGCUUAUACGGCUCAGGCGGCUUCGGAAUUUAGUGCUAUCAAGACGGCUAAGACACUCCGGCCGGUGUCGGUCCCGGGCAGCCCGAGCGCGGCGGGCGCGGGGCCGGGCGCGGCGCCGGGCGCGGAGCCGCCUGCGCGCGGGCCGCCGGGCGCGCUGGUGACGGCCGGCGGCGCGCUCGGCGUGGCCGCGCUGCUCGUGCUGCUGGCCGCCGCGCUGCUGCUGUGUCGCCGCGCCAGGAGACCCACCACCGACAAGGAGAAAGGAUCGGUUCCGGAAAAUGGUGGCGCCAACGGCUACCUCCCGGCUAAAGUGCCAAUCACUAUUACGGCCAACCCUAUGCAUUCUGAGGGCGGCGACGCAGGAGUGGAAAUGUCAUUUUUACACAAUAACAACACUGGCAACAACGAUGACACAUUACCUCAUUCAAGAAAGAAUGGACCAGCACCGCGUCAGUACGUGUGAAAAUAGUCUCUAUUCCUGAUUAAUAAGGUUCAAUAUUCAAACGAGUGAACUUAGUGAAUCUCCUACUGUUUUAGUAGAAUACGAAAUUUUGUAAAGGAGGAAUGUGAUAUCAUUUUUAUCGCCAUAUCGAAGUGUACGGACGUACGACAGUACAAAAUUAUAUUUAUAAUAUUUACAUAGUGUAAGUAUUUGUGAUUAUUUAGUUUCAAAUGUUAGAGCACUGAGGAAUCCAAUGUUAUGAUUAAAGCAAUAUUAAGACUACGACUUGUAAUUGAAUUUAUUUCAAUUACUGUUGUGCAUUUAAUUGUAAGACAAGUUUACGAUAAUUUUAUUUAUUAACGUGUUGAGAACUACUGUAGAUCUGAAGUUUAAUAUAAGUUCGUAUUAUUAUAGGUAUACAUAACGCUAACGUAUUGCGUCAGCCUGUUGCUUAUGCUAAGAAUCUCUCCAGUGUUGCCAGGAAAAAAAUAAGCAUUAAAAAGGCAAUGUACUUAAGAUUUGUUACGAAUUUUGUUACAAACAAAAUUAUAAAUUGAUUUCACUCAAUAUAUUAUGUUGCACUUUUUCAUUUAUUGUACAUUUUUGUUUAUUAAUCUAUAUUUUUAUUUUCUAAGGUUGUGACGGACGAACAGGCAUUUAUACAAUAAUGGUUACAAAUCUUCUAUUUAAUUUCAUUAUUAUUUGACAGAUACGAAAAUAAUUAUGACUGAAAAGAAAUAUUGAUCAAAUCGACUUAAAAAGUUGAACAAAUAGUCACCAUGUAGGUAAAACAAACCGAACAUUAUUUAAAACGUUUUCUUAAAAAAAAAUAGAUACGGUCAAUUUUUUUAGUUAUAAAUAGCUCUUUAUUAUAAUUGUAACACUUAUAUAAGAUAAUGACUUAGUAUUAUAACUUUAUAACGAAUAUUAUGUAAGAACGUGUAUGCCUUUAAAAAUAUUUAAACAAAGAAAUCUUUUGCAAUGCGAAACAAAAGAGAAUAGCUGAAAUAUGCCAAUGUUCUACGUUGAACUAUUGUUCCGUCUACCUUUUGAGGUUACUUUCUGCAAUGAAGCACACAUUUUCGCGUAGUUUUGAGUAACUGAGUUGUUGCUGUAUUUUUUUGUUUCGCAUUAAAAAAUGAAAACAAUGCAUUCGCUCAUUAUUGCUCGCAAAUAAGACUGAAAUGUUUUUUUAAGAGUUUACUUUUUAAGUAAACCACGAACUAUUGUGGAUUAAAGUUAAAUGUGUUAAAUUAAGACGUUAAUUCAAAAAAGGUUACGAAAAUUUUCAAAGGACUUGUGACUUAGAAGAAAUAAAAAUUAAUGACAACAGAAAGCUUUCUACAAGAAAAGGUAAAUUAACUUUUCUAAUAUGAUUUGUGUUUAAAUAGACGACUAAUUUUCAUUUCUGUUAAGUCCUGUUUGUCAGGAAUGGUCCUUGUACGUAAACAACGACAAUGUAAUGAUCUAUUUGUAAUUGUAAUGUUGACUUGAGGAGAUCAAGUGUUUGCUAAUUGUUGUAGACCACAGUAGGUAUGUAUAUAUCGGUAGAUAUAUAAAAAUGGGGGGCUUUUUUGUAUCAAAACUGAGAUUUUAAAAUCACGCAAUACGUCAUUUAACCGUCAGUAUCAGUAUUAAUCAUGGUACUUUAAUCAAUUAAGAAAAUAUAUUUAACAGGUAGGCAUGAACCAGUUUUUUUAAGACUUCGUUGUUGGUUGAAUAAUUACAAAUUCGUGUAUUUUCGUUGGCCACCCAAACAGUCUGGUUAUUUUCAGAUUAUAAGCUUUAAAGGUCAACAUGUAUUUUAAAAUGAAAUGCUUACACAGUUUACUGUGCGAAAGCCCUCGCGUAAGCUUUUCUAAAAAUGGACUUUUAAUAAGCGUUCAGACUCCUUAAAGGGCGUAACAUUAAAAAAAAAUUAUAACGGGAUAUUACGAAAGAAUUAAAAUUCUAUAGUGUUAAUUUGACUUUUGGUACAUUUGCCCGUCAAUAGAUAAAAAGGAAAUAGUUUGAACAAAAUAAACAAUUAACAUUAAACAUAUCAUAGGCAAUGAAUUAGAUCUAAUAUGAUAAAUGUAAGUUAGCUUAUUGGAGUAUGUAUCUACUUGUGGUCUCAAAAUGUCAAUUGCUUGUGUCUCCGAAAGUUCUUGCAAGGCUUUAUUUAAGCUUUUCGUUUACACCUAAAGGGUAUGUAAUUAGAAAUAGUUUAUUUCUUACAAAAUGGUUUGACCGUUGUAAUUGAAAAGAUAAUGAUGUAUUGGAAUCGGAAUUAAAUUAUCGUUUAAGCUCUUUGAUUUAGCAGAUAUAGCCAUUAAAGUAGAUAAUUAACAGCUUUGCUGUUCCAAUGAGUGUUACACUUAAAAUUGAUGUCUUCACAUAUUACCUUUCCAUUCAACAAAGUCUCAUGUAUUCUUAAAAAUUUCAUUCAACUUUUCAAAAAGAUUUUUCUCUAAGUCAUCAGCUUAAACGAUAAUUCUAUUUCUCUAAGCUUAUAAUAUUUAACAUCAACUAAAUUAACAUUAAAUACAAUUUUAUUGUAUCUAUGUAUCGAGACUUGAUGAAAUUGUCUCGCGUCGAGCAGGGACUUAAGCAUUCGCCCUAAAUAAUGCGCAGAAGUUCAUAAAUCUCUUGCAAGCCUAAUAAAAAAUACAAUUUAUCAACAUUAAAUUAGAUCGGGGUUUGCGGAUUUCGGCGCGUUUUAACUACGCCGACUAAUUGAUUUAUUAUUGUACUAUACAACAAUAUACGUGUAAUAAAUAUUAACAAUACAAUCCAUGAAAUUA
Trichoplusia ni (cabbage looper) is the source of this 6897-nucleotide messenger RNA. RefSeq names its product interference hedgehog-like (gene boi). The transcript is spliced from 16 exons. Bases 1808 to 4135 code for a protein of 775 amino acids. Gene Ontology annotation, molecular function: protein binding. The record is from RefSeq and is a predicted model, not a curated record. Lineage: Eukaryota; Metazoa; Arthropoda; Insecta; Lepidoptera; Noctuidae. Gene Ontology annotation, cellular component: plasma membrane; axon. Gene Ontology annotation, biological process: cell-cell adhesion; axon guidance.